AUGGAUCUGUCCUUUAUGGCCGCGCAGCUGCCCAUGAUGGGAGGCGCCUUCAUGGACUCGCCCAACGAAGACUUCAGCACGGAGUACUCCCUCUUUAACUCUUCCACCAACGUCCACGCGGCCUCCAGUGGCCAGGGCCAGCUGGAGGAGUCUCCGCGGUCCUCCAACGACGCGGUCCUGCUCUGGAUUGCCAUCAUAGCGACCCUGGGGAACAUUGUGGUGGUUGGGGUGGUGUAUGCCUUCACCUUCUGA
Molecule: messenger RNA, 252 nt
Organism: Enhydra lutris kenyoni (northern sea otter)
Lineage: Eukaryota; Metazoa; Chordata; Mammalia; Carnivora; Mustelidae
Product: chromosome unknown C14orf132 homolog
Exons: 2
Coding region: 1-252 (83 amino acids)
Source: RefSeq, a predicted model, not a curated record